AUGGGUAGUCUUUUCUUGACAAUUACUACUCUUUUUGUUUUGGGAAUAAGUGAGUCAUGUUAUACUAUCGACGAAGACCACUGUGUGAGUGACCAACUUGGCCUUUGCACUGGAAAUUUGGUCAUUGUAGAGGAAGACGUUGAUUGUGUUGGUGUGAAUGGAUUUUGGGGGUCAACAAUCACUUCAAUCACUUUCACUUCCCCAGACAAAAUUCGUAUCAAAGACAGUGCAUUCUAUAACGCAUUCUCUCUAAAUAAUUACUACUCCAAUGGAACUGCUUCGUUGGGUCCAUAUGCGUUUGUGUCGACACAAAUCAAAACAUUUGAUCUUGAAGGGGUCACUGACCUUCCAAUGUACGCGUUUUAUAGAAACACCAAAUUGAAGGCCGUAUACAACACAGACAGUCUUGUAAACAUUUCGACAAGAGUUUUCAAUCACUGUGCGUCACUUGACAGUUUUCCGUUUUCGCCAUCUAUCAAAAAAAUAUUGGCUUAUGCAUUUGCUGACACUGGAUUUGUUCACCUCAAGUUCCCAAUACGUCUAUCUUCUUACUACGAUGAUAUCUUUUAUUGGUGCACCAAAUUGGAGACUGCAGACUUGACAAGAGUGUAUAGCAUAUUCGAACGAUUCUUUGAAGGCAGCAAAAAGCUCAGAAAAGUAGUUGGGACAGAAUCAAUUCGAAGGGUUUAUGCUGGUGCAUUUAGUGGAUGCACAUCACUCAACGCACUCCACCUUUACUCAUCAACAAUGGCAAUCAAUUACGACUUCAUAAACAUCCCAUUUCUUUUCUUCCAUGGAACAACCGCACCCACCACGGUGGUAACUCUUAACACUAACUUGGUGGUCUAUGUCGAUGAAAAAUAUAUAAAAUCUACUUUUGGAAAUUUGAAUGUGACAAAAGCGCGCUGCGACAAUGUGCAUUACAUCAACACGACCGCAACUGUUGAUGGUGAAAUCAACGGAGUGCAAUGUUUAAGCUGCCCAAAUGGGAUGAACACCAUCUCUGGGCUUGGCGAGACAUGUGAGUUGAAUGUGUCUAUCUGCCUUGACACUGUGAGUCACUGCGACUUCUGUGAAGAAACUGGGAAGUGUGAGUACUGUGCUGACAACUACUUUUUAAAUGUUAUGACGUCCCAGUGCGUUGAAAAGUGUCCAGAGCGAUUCUGGCAAACCGCAAGUCGCUGUGUCAAUUGCAUUGACAACUGUCAAAUAUGUGACGACACAGAGUCGUGUGAGUUGUGUGAUGAAAACAUGUAUUUUAAUAAAGAGAAAGGGGCUUGUGUCAAUUGCCUUGACACAAACUGUAAAUAUUGUGACACAACGGGACGCUGCAAUGAGUGUAAUAAAAACUAUCAGCUUAUCAUGCCUUACAAAGUCUGCAUUCUCUGUGGAAACAAUUGCGUUCGCUGCAGAGAGGACGGGACAUGCAUUGAGUGUGAACCAAACUAUAAAAUGCUUGACGAAACAAGAAGUUGUGUAUAUGAGAAAUGUCCAGAGAGGUAUUAUGAGGCCGAGGGGUUGUGUAAAAGGUGUGACGAGAACUGUGCUGUCUGCGUCAAAAAUGGUGAAUGUGAAGAGUGCGUGAGUGGUGCUUAUAAAGUCGACCGUCUUAACAUUUGUUUAGAAAGUUGUCCACUAACAAAGUAUUAUAUAGACGAAACUAACAAAGUGUGCAUAGACUGCACACCAAAUUGCAAAACGUGUAGUGAAAUAAACGACAUUGUGAUGUGCUCAACGUGUGAAGAUGGAUUCAAGUUAAUAGAGCCGAGACGAUUAUGUGUGAGUAAAUGUCCUGUUGAAGAGUACUUUGAAUUGGAAGGCACAUGCAAACAAUGUCCAACAAACUGUUUGCAAUGCAAAGACGCACAUUCAUGUGAGUUGUGCAAGCGUGGACAUUUCUAUAACUCGACAAACAAUGUGUGUGAAACUUGUGAUGGUACUACAACUUGCUUAGAAAACAAACAAGUCAAUAUGAAACUUGAAAAAAGUCUGAGUUAUAACAGAGAGUCUCCUUUUUAUUAUUGUUUAUUGUUCUAUCAAUAA
Messenger RNA from Entamoeba invadens IP1, 2043 nucleotides. RefSeq lists its product as hypothetical. The coding region runs from base 1 to 2043 and encodes 680 amino acids. The transcript has a single exon. The record is from RefSeq and is a predicted model, not a curated record. Lineage: Eukaryota; Evosea; Mastigamoebida; Endamoebidae.